UCAUAAAUAUCGAUUGCAGCGUUUUUUUGUGUACGUGACAAGUGUCUGUCAGGUGGAUUUAUUUUUAAAAGUGUACUACAGUUAAGAUGAAAGAGAAAUAUUUAAAAAUUUUGUUGUAUAUUUCUAUAACAUUCGUGAUAGAUGAUUCACAAUGUAACAAUGAAGUAAAAAAGUAUCCUUUAUUGAUGCCGAAUGUUCGACCAAAUGUUCCCGAACUAUACUUAUGUACACCGGUGAAAAUGAAUACGUCCAACACGUAUUACAUCGUAGGCUACGAACCAAAAGCAUCGAUGAACGUAGCACACCACAUACUGAUUUACGGCUGCAAAGCACCUGGUACAGCGAAAGCCGUGUGGAAUUGUGGUGAAAUGGCGGCCAAGUCUAACAAUAAUAAUGAUCAAUACAGACAAGCAAGUCCUUGCAGCGAAGGAUCUGAAAUUUUAUAUGCAUGGGCACGUGAUGCACCGGCGUUGACGUUACCUGAAGGUGUAGGAUUCAAAGUUGGUAAGGACUCUCAAAUAAAGUAUUUAGUACUGCAGGUCCAUUAUGCACACAUAGAUCACUUCAAAGAUGGCGUAACAACCGACGAUUCAGGCAUAAUUUUGCAUUACACGUCCAGGCAUCUGCACAAACUCGCUGGCGUUUACUUACUUGGCACAAUGGGAGUCGUACCAGCGAGAAGCAAAGAGUACAUGGAAGCAGCUUGUUUGUUCAUGGAGAACAAAGUGCUGCAUCCAUUUGCCUAUCGUACCCAUACGCACGCACUUGGUAAGGUAGUUUCCGGUUACGUUGUCAACAAAGAUAACAAGUGGAUUGAAUUAGGAAAACGGGACCCCUUAACUCCCCAGAUGUUCUAUCCAGUUCACAACAAUGUUACCAUAACAAAGGGCGAUAUUCUCGCGGCAAGAUGUACUAUGGAGAGUUUUCGAGAUCGAGACACGUUUAUUGGUUCUACUGGUGAAGAUGAAAUGUGCAAUUUUUAUCUAAUGUAUUACGUCGAAAAUAACGAAACCGUUGACAUGAAGUAUUGUUUCACACAAGGGCCACCAGAAUUUUAUUGGAAGAUGGCUAACCUCAAAAAUAUACCUGAAGAUGCAUCAACGCUUUAAAUUAUUGUAUUUAUUAAUUUUUUUGUAAAUUUUAAUUGGUAUUCAUGCACAAACAAUAUUAGAGACUGAAUACUGGCAUUUUUUAAAUAGAUAUUACAACGGAAGUAUCAUUGUGCAAAUAUCUUUUCAAUUAUAGGAUAAAAUCAUUUUUGUUCAUGAGAUCUGUUCUUAAGAUUAAUUUAGUAGUUACCUAUAAAUAGUUAAUGUUGUGUAAUUGAAAAUAUAUUUGAAAUUCAAAAAUUCUGAUGAAAGAAAAUUAUCAAGGGCUCUAAUUUUUAAAUAUUUUAUUCCAUGUGAUAAUUUGUAUGCUUUAUCUUUACAAUUUAAACUACUUGGCUCGUUUCAAUGAGUGACCAAAUGUACUUUGAAUUUUAAUAUAAAAAUACUAAGGUAAAAAGAUACAAAAAAUUACCGUGAUUUUUUGUAACACUUGCUUGCAAAUUUUCUGUGUUGGUAAUGAAUGUUUUAGGAUGUUAUAUAUAGCUGGACUAAUAUUCCUAAAAGUUUGUCAAUUUUAUUGAAUGUUGCAUUUACUAACAGUUGAGUGUGAAUAUAAGCUACACAGAAAAAAAAAUCUAUACUCGACGGUAAAUUUUCUUGAGCCAAGAAAAUUUCUUUUUACUCCAAAAUAACUUUGGUCUUUCUCAAAAUUUUCUUGACACAAGAAAAAUUUUUUUUUUGUGGACUUCGCCUAUAUAUUGUAGGAAAUUUCUAAGAACAAUGGUUGCAAAAAUUAGUAGCUUGUACGAAUAAUUAUAAGAUGCUCGUAGGUUGACUUACUCAUGCGUCGAACUUCACUCGUGUAUCGUAAAUAUUCGUACAAAACUAUUUUUAUUCUUACUGAUAAAUGUAGAAAAUGGUUAUUACUUGAAGUUUAGUUUUUAAUUCAGAAGGAAGUAAUCUAGAUAAAGUAUUAUUUAUUGUCUUUAUGUAAUGAAGAGAGGCAAAGUGGGACUUUUUGAA
Cotesia glomerata is the source of this 2072-nucleotide messenger RNA. It is a transcript of the gene Phm, whose product is annotated as peptidylglycine alpha-hydroxylating monooxygenase. NCBI's taxonomy places the organism in Eukaryota, Metazoa, Arthropoda, Insecta, Hymenoptera, Braconidae. Gene Ontology annotation, biological process: peptide metabolic process. Gene Ontology annotation, cellular component: membrane; extracellular region. The record is from RefSeq and is a predicted model, not a curated record. Bases 87 to 1109 code for a protein of 340 amino acids. The transcript has 2 exons. Gene Ontology annotation, molecular function: copper ion binding; oxidoreductase activity, acting on paired donors, with incorporation or reduction of molecular oxygen, reduced ascorbate as one donor, and incorporation of one atom of oxygen.